Molecule: messenger RNA, 6284 nt
Organism: Prinia subflava (tawny-flanked prinia)
Lineage: Eukaryota; Metazoa; Chordata; Aves; Passeriformes; Cisticolidae
Gene: DDI2
Product: DNA damage inducible 1 homolog 2
Exons: 3
Coding region: 174-2021 (615 amino acids)
Biological process (GO): proteolysis
Molecular function (GO): aspartic-type endopeptidase activity; protein binding
Source: RefSeq, a predicted model, not a curated record
GGCGCGACGACGUGCGGCCUGAGGACAUUGCUGACCAGGAGCUCGCAGAGGCAAUACAGAAAUCCGUGGAGGAAGCAGAACGUCGGAAGCCUUGAUGCAUGUAGUGUGUGUUUACUGCAGCUGGAGUGGGCCACAGACCAGAGAAUAGUGACAAAGAAACUACCUCACUGGAAAUGCCCUCAUUACCAGCUUCUGAUGGGUUUCAAAAUCCAGUCCAGUCUUCAGGACUAAAUUCCAAGAUCUGUAAUCCCACAAAUCAAUUACUUGAUCGUUCUGUCUCUGCCCCUGCUUCAAUUUGCUCAUCUGAAUCCAGCCUUGCAGAGCCCAUUGAUCCUAGAGCCGUCAAGACUUCUGACUCUUCACCUGAACACCAGGUAACUCCAGAAAAAGAGCAUCCUCUGGUAUUACAGCAUCAUUCCAAUAGCUCUUCCUUGGCAAAUAAUGACCCCUCUCCGCACACUGGUGAUGGAACCUGCUCCAGUCCAGCUUGCCUUUCACAGAAGACACUCAAAGAAACAUUUAGUGCUGACAUUUUAACGGAAUGUAAUGCUAAAGGACAAGAUCAUGGUCAGGAACAUCCUCUGGAAGUGACAAAAGUCAAUUUGGCUGACACUGCUGCCAAGCACAGGCAGGAUAAAGAUGUCUGUCUGUCUUCAGAACAGGAGCAAAAACGUGAGCUUCCCACAGACCAUCAGAUGUGCAAAGAGCCAGAAAAGGAACAUCUUGAGGAGCAAACUGAGACAACUGACCCAGAACCUCCUUGCUGUGUUGGUGGGGUUGAGAAACCUGCUGUGGCAGAAGCCAAACAGCCAGAAAAUCCCCCCUUGGAAAUGAGAGAUGGACUGGAGAGAGCAGAUCUUUCCUGUGUGAAAGGGAGUAUCCAACUGUCUGCCUCCUGCAGCCACGUGCACUUGGAAGCCUCCAUGGAAAUAGAUGCAGUGGAGCAGGCUGCAGCUGAAGCGCAGAGCUCAACAAGGCAGCAGAAGCAGCAGACUGAGAACAGACAUAUAUCCAGCCUGAACUCGGAGGCCUUCUCAAUGGAGGUGGAGUUGCUGAAGUCUCCGUCCUCCCUGAGUGAUUCACUUUCCACUAGUGAUGUCCUGCAGUCUAAAAGCGCUAGUGAAAUUCCUGCAGAGUAUCAUGAGUUGGCUAAUUUGGCAGCAGACAGCUCUUCCCCCUCCAGCACCCAACAGCUGGACACGGAUCCAGGAAGACCUUCAGAAGAGCCAUGUUUCCCUCUAGCAUCGGCCUUGAAAGAGCUUCACAAACUCUUGGUUAUCAGUCGGAAAGGAGAAUGUCAGAUCCUUGCCUCAGAAGAAGUCUCACAGCUGGAAAUGGUUCACAGAGAGCCAGCAGUGCAGCAGAAGGGACUUGCUGAAGGUGAGCAGAAAGGCUUGGAUCCAGGCAGCCAGGAACAUAGAUAUUCCUUCACAAGGUCUGAGGGUGGAGGAGCAGAGGGGAGCCAGCCUUGUGAUUCUGGCAGAGAGCACAUCAGCACCAGGCCCAUCAGUCCUGGGCAGCCUGUGCUUGGGGGAGGUUCUUUAGAGAGGCAGAAGAGUUCAGGUAAGAGCAGUGUGGUCAUGGUGAGUUCUGCAGCCACUCCUGGCCAGCAGCAGAGCCCAGAGCAGAGGGAGGUUUUGGCAGGAGGUUCUCAGAGUCCACCUAGUCCAACUUUGGAGCAAAGCACACCUGUUUCCUCCACACCUGUGUCGGGUGAAGGAGCACCACGGGACACUCAGAGCCUGUUCACAGGAGCACCUGGGAGAAGUGAGAGUGCUGCUCCUGAAGGUCCAUGGCACGUGGGUGGGAGUGAGGAACCACUGCUGAGCCCCCCAGCUGCCUGCACCAGACUGACCACAGGGGCUUCUCCAGCCCCUGCUUUCCCUGUGGCUGAUAUCGACCGGAUCCUCAGUGCUGGUUUUACACCACAGGAAGCUCUCCAGGCCUUGGAACAAGCAGGUGGAAAUGCAGAUCUUGCUCUUCUCAUUUUGCUAGCUAAGAGCAUCGUUGUUCCCACGUAACUGUGGAAGAGGGAGCUGACUGGGGGAUCUUUUCAUCUACAGGAGUAUCUCAAUUACACACCACAAUGGACAAGCAGAAUGUUGAGCCAGAAUUUUUUAAUUAUUUGCAGCCAAAGUAACACAUCGCUUCUAUUUCAUUUGUUAGAUUUGGGCUUUGAAAGGAAAGAAAACGUCCUUGCAUUGUGUGGACAGAAUAGCUUUUAAUCAUGCAUACUGGAUUAAAACCACUGGUUUUCUUUAAAUGUAUAAUUUUAGAAUAACCUCCAGUGCUACGAAUAAAAAGCAGCAGCCACUGCACUCACUGCCCUGUCCGGCACAAAGCAGAUUGUGAUGGGAAUUGGCCACACGUGCACAGGAGGAGAGGUGCACACUUGAGUCCAGUGUGGACUCUGGAUUUGUUGCAGCUCCUUGGAACCCAACAUCCAGCUGUUGAAAUUAUUUUGGCAGCUGCUGAAGGUGUGUAGAUGCUCAUGGAUGUGUAAGGCUUUGCCAGAGGAUGAAGAGGGUUUUAUGUGUGCACAGGGAAGGCUGAUGCUUAUUUUUGCCAAACCCUUUUAUGCUUUGAUUUAGAGUUGGACUCAAUGAUUAUUGUGUGUCCCUUCCAACUCAGAAUAUUCUGUGAUGCUUUUGGGCCAGUGUGUUCCAGUUUACAACAUGGGGAUAGAAGAAGGGAAGGGCUAGAAUGUGGUGCUACCAAAACUUAAGUUUUAACUUAUUUGGAGAUGUGCUGGUAUUAACUGUAGGGAUGGGGGGGAGGGGGGGCGAGAGAGGGAAAAGGAGUACUGACUUCUUUUUCUAGCCUUGCCCACAUCAUGUUUUUCCUCAUGCAAAAAGAACAAGCUCAAUCAGUUUAAGGCUAAAUCUUAAUGAUGAAUUUGCUUAACAAACCUACUGUGUGUUACGGCUCUACAUGUCCCUGUGCCUGGGGGGAAAUGAACUUCAUCUCAGUGGCUCUGAGCAGGGCUGUGAUUGGAAGAAGGAAGAAUCUGCUUUGCUCUGGUUUGUCUGGAUGUCUGGGGUUGAUCGGGCUCUUGGCUGUGGAAUGCCAUGGCUGGGGAUGCUGAUCUUACACCUCCUCAAGAGCGAGGGCUCCCCAGCAGGGUUCAUGGAACAAAUGCACUGAUGUGGCUUUAGUGUUGCAAUCAUCGUGGCCUUCUGGGAUAUCUCUGGUGACUCCCCUGAGUGAUGAGGCCUCACUGAGGUUGUGCUGUAGGAGGCUCUUUCCAGAUGCUUUUUUGAGGGGGAAGAACUUCUUUGUGUUGCUCUGCAAGGCCCCAAAGCUCUGUCAGGGCUGGGGAAGGGAAAGGAAGGUGUGGCUGAAACUAAAUUUUAAGUAGGAGCUUUGAUUUAGUCCCACUUGCAAAUCUCAGAAGUGGCUUUGUGUUAGGCGUUCGUCUUGAACUUGACAUGUUGAGCUAAACCUGGAGUGAUGGCUCAGCAGCACCAGUCACAUUUUUGUUCAUGGCUUCCAUGUGGUGUUGUGGUUGUCUCAGGCCUCUGUCCUGGUGUUUGUGUUCCCUGUUGCUUUAGCAGGUCUCCUAUGUAUGUGCUGGGCUGUUUUUAUGCAGGUGGCAUUUAAGAACAACACAGAUUUGGUUUCAUCUGUCACUUCACAGGAGUUUGUGCUGUCAUUGAGUGCUGGUGUCAGAUUUGCCUCAGACACUUGGACAGCCAGGAGAUCCUCUGAAGUAAUAAAGGGCUUUUAGGCAUUCUGCAGUCAAAUAGAGCUUCUCCAUGAGCUGGGAUGGUACCAUCCAGACCAGGAGCGCCCAGACAGAUUUGGCUUAUAUCCCCUUCUGCUUGUGAUGCCAGCAGCAGGUACUGCUCCAUGUGGGAAGCAGUGCUUGGCUAUCUGGAGCAGCAUCCAGUGAUUCACUUGAGGCUCUGCUUAAAAUGAGUUACUGAGACCAGACUGCAGCAUUCUCAUCUUCAUCAGGCAGGUGGUAGAGUUACCCCUGCUGAAGGUUUGGUUUAAUAUUCUCCUUGCAAUGAGCACUUCAAAUCAGCGGAAGCACCUCUGUGAAGGGCAACGCCUGAGCUGGUACAGGAGUACAGUAUCAGCAGGUCUCUCCAGAAGCCUUAGGAAAUAGGAUCUGUCAGACCCAUUCCUGUCUGCAUCUGGUUCACCAUCAGGAGCAGCAGCAAUGAGGCUCUCAGAUCCACAGCAACUUCAGACGGCUGAAUCUGCUCCUGGUUUGCACUGUGGGGCUCGGUGAGGUGGCCCUGGGAGCAAAGUUACACGGCAGCCGGGGCAGGUUGGCUCUCUUGGAUGCAGGAGAGCUGAACCUGCACCCUUGGCCUGUGGGUGGAUCUACUGCCAGCUGCUUGGAGCAGCAGAUGUUGGCUACUCAGUGUUAGCCCCUUGUAUCACUCUCUGUUUCAGAAGCCGUUGCUCAGCUGGCCCAAGUGGUGCUGCUCUGCACCAAGCUGGCGACAGGCUGCGCAUACAGAAUUUACGCUAUAAAAGCUUUAGAGCAUCAGCCAAUCUGCUUCAAUGCUCACUUUUAUUCCUUGUCAAAUAUAAGUUUUUGAAUCCCACCCUUCUGCCAAAGCUGUAUGGAAGCAUUUAUCCAUAGUGCUAGAGUUCCAUGGGUAGCUCUCUCCAAACUGCUGGAAACAAACCCUGACACCCGACUGAUAAAUAUUCCUAAAAUUCUUCUAUCAAGCAGGUCCAAGCCUGGUGAUUUAAAUCUCUCCAUUUCCAAGCCUUGCUUUGAGUGAAUAGCUAUGUGCUGCUAAAUUAGUGAAUAAUUUUUUUAGGAGCAAGAUUUAGUAUAAAAUUGGGGAAGUGGCAAGUAUUUAAGGUGAAAAUAAAAUGUAAUAGAUUGUGUGUUUAGCGAACUCCGUCUAAAAGUUGUCUUUGUUUCAACGUCUGUCCUCUCUGCUGCAUGCACACACACAUCCUCUGUUCAGCCUCUGGCAGUCCCUUUGCUAGUCCCUGUGCUGACCUGGCCCACAGCGUGGGAGUAUUUAUAGGAAAGGAGGGAUGGCAGAGUGCUGUGACUUACUGGCUACAGUGGGGGAUAAAGGUACCACCAACAGCUGUUCAGGUUUCCAAGGAGCCAGGUGUUCUGGCCUAAAAUCAGGCACUUCAUUCUUUUCUCUUCCCCCUCCUCAUUAAUCACUGCUGUAGUGUCCUAAUGUCACAUCACUUAACAAAGGGAUUUCACCAUGGAAGUCCAGCUCUAGAGAGUAAAGCAGUGCUCAGAAGCUGCUUUUUAAAGCUGCCAGCACCUGUGGGGACCCAUGUGGGUCUGUAGAGUUUCUUUCUGGGUGUGCCCUGGACUCACUCCUGGUUUCUGAGAUUUACUUUUUUCCCUUAAAAAUACUGAAGGAAUUCACUUGGCCUCUUCAUCACUGCAUGUUUGUACAUGAGGCCACAGGUGAAUAGAGCUGACAUUUAGUGGAAUCCCAACAUCUGGAAGUUUCUGGGCAUGGGUAAUUCUGACAAGAGGAGGGACUAUUCCUGGUGACUGUCCCUGGCAUGUUUACCUGCUGCAGGACAGAGCUGAGCUACGCUGUUACCAUGACAAUCUCUGCCUCCUUGCUGUGUAUGUUUAACUUUCUAUGUAGACACUCGGUCUCCAGGACUGUUAACCUCGUAUGUCCUCUAUGUUCCCCUCUUCCGUCUCUCCCUCUUACCGUCUCCUCUUCUCAAAAGUAGCAAUAUUUAAGUGUACGUGCUGAAUGCUCAACUUCAGAUCAGUUUUCUGUAAAACUGAUGAACAAAAGGAGGAGCAGCUCCCAGAGGUUUCUUCACCAGACUUGGCCUUCCUGCCAAACGGCUCCCCAGAACUCUAACAGAAAUCCAGAGGUAUUUCUGCCUGCCUCUCUCGGAAGUCAGCUUGGGAAAUGGGGUUGGUUUCAUGUACAUCAUUCCCCUCUGAAGCGCUCAAGAGAUUUCUUCCUGCACUAUGUAGACGAGGCUUAGUCCGUGAUCCAAAGCACAGUGGUUUGGGUCACACUUUGACUGAUGCUUCAGAGUUUUACAGACUCACUUAGGGAACUUGAGGGAAUCAAUACUCAGGAAUCCUAAAGCUGGUUGUGUUUUGUGUCAUUGACUCUUGUGGGAUGAACACACUGCGGCCUCACAGGCGGCUGAAGGGAGGAGUGGGUGUGUCAUCAAUGGGAUGUGGUUCUGCCCAAAUACACACUUGAUUUUUUUUUUUUUGAUUUUUUUUAAAUAUUAGGGGACUGUUUAUCAACAAAUUAUGUGUAAAAAAAUUUGAUAUUUAAAAAAAAUGAAUAAACACUUUAUCAAUA